AUGAGUUUUUUGAAGAAAAUGCAGAAGAAAGGUCAAAGUAAAAACCAUCGAGAAUUGUACUUCAGAGCUUCGGUUCCUUCUGCGACUCUGGAAUGUGUCGAAGACAAAUGGUAAGUGGAGAAAAAGGAGAAAAAAAGAUCAUCGGAAAGGUUUACCGAUAAGCAUGCGUGUAAUAGAUUUAGGAGAAAGUUUUUCCUCUCUGCACUUUUGAGGUAGUGAAAGAAUACAUCAGUUAAGUUGCAAAACAGGCAAGAAAAUAUCGAACAGUUUGUUUUUAAGUCUGGGACGAAAACUAAAUGACGUACCAAUGGAUUUUUCAACUUAACCAGCGAUGCUUUUGUCCAAUUGAGGCGCGCUGAAUCUCAGUUUUAAGAAGCUGAUGAGGUGUUUUCGGAAAUCGAGGACAUAGAGAAGAAGCCCUUAGAAGUAUUGGUGAGAUUCGGAAAAUGAAAUUAACUGGAGUAAAGACAACGAGAAUAAAACAAAAAUGAACAAGAAAAAUGAACAAGAAAUUUUAUCACCUUUUAAGGAAUUAAGGCAAGUUCAUAAAAACUGAGUUAAUUUCUACUUUCUUACUCUUAGAGUCGUUAGGGUACUUCCUUAAAUUACAUGAGUUCAAUUUACCCUCGUAAUUAUCCUACAGUCUCACAGACAAGGAAGACAGCACGAAGGAAGAAAGCAGAAAAUUGUCGCGUCCAGGAUCCUUAAAAAGCUUCCGGAAGGAAAACCGCAAUGGCAAUGUUACUAGUAAUACUGCCUGUUCCAAGGAGGCCACCACAACGGCCUCUGCUGCUCCACGUGCUCCAUUGUCAGACGUGGUUGGUGACCAUGAGAAAAAGAGGCAAGGGAAAGCUGGUGCUGACACUAAGGGUGAUAGUCCUAAGAAGGCUUCGUGUCGAAGGAACAAAACAAGAUCAGGACCAACAAAGAUCAACAAGAAAGCUCCACCUCCGCCUACUUCUGAAAGGCCUUCCGUUUCUCAUACCAGUCCAUCCCAAUCUGUUCUGUCUCGUCCUAUUCCGGUGCGCCCAGCUCCCCCUCCACCGCGUCAACCACGUCUUCGUAAGGCGGCUCCACCUCGCCCCCCUCCACCGACUAUGAAGCAGCCUGGAAAAAAGGGUGCCAAAGGACCGAGAAUUAUUAAGAAGAAGGCAAACGAGAUUUGCAAAUACCCAAAGGAUCUGAACCCGUUUGCAAAUUUUAGCAGUGCCACCGAUAAUGACUACCCGUCACAGAACAGCGAGAAGGCCUCUAGACCUAGUCGCCAAAGGCACAGAAGAAGACCAAAGAAUUCUAAAAGUGAAGAAUAUCCAAUGGAUAAAAAUCCAUUUACUGAAACUAAUGAGAUGAGGGAAAAGGUCUCUAGUGCUCGUCGCCAAAGGCUUAGAAGAAAACGGAAAGAAUCUAAAAGUGAAGAAUACCCAAUGAAAGACAAUCCAUCCAGUGAUGCUGAAGAGAUGAGCGAGAAGCCCUCCCGCACUCAUCGUCAAAGGCGUAGAAGAAAACGAAAAGCAUCUAAAAGCGAAGAACACUCAAUUAAAUACAAUCCAUUGAGUGAUUCCGAUGAGGGGAGGAGCUCUUCGUGUUCGGAGUGGAACGAAACUUCUGACAUAUGGUCUGUUUCUUCAUUGGAAGAUAUUCAGUUUGUGGUGAACACUGCCACAGUAGAAGAGGUGGAAGCAAAGAGUACACAGCAAGGUCUGGCAACCAACAAUGAAAACGAAGAACAGGGUGGGCGAACAGAUUCUGGUGACUCAAAGGCCCAGUCAUUCCCAUCUGAUAAGGAGAUCUCUCCUGACGAUGUCCCUUCCUCAAACAAGGAUAAUAGCUCUGUGAGUGUCGGAUCAACAAACCUUGAUGCUUCGACUGCCAAAGAAUUUACAGAUGUUGGCAGUCGAAGGAUCCUCAAGCAGGCAGAACCCUCUGAGCAAGCUAAUGAUAUGGAAGAGUACCAGGGUGGAGACGGAUCUGGUAAGUUUUUAUGUAUCUGCUCAUGCACGACAAAUACUGAAACGAAGAGGGGAUCAGAAAUCUAGUUCCUUUUUGCUGUAAGAAUGCUGCACAAUAAACCCUAUAGAGGGAAAAGCAUUAUAAAGUAGUGCAUCUUCAUCUACCGAACCGUAAAAAAGAGACAUUAGAAACAUUUAAAUCUGCGCGUAAGUAAACUUCAAAAUGAUUCUUGAUUGUUGCCAGUACUUUGAUUCGUAAAGUGGUAAUGUAUCUGAAGAUGCAUCUGCUAAUUGCAUCAGAUGCAAUGCCACUCCAUGAAUAAAUUGAAGGGAUUCAACUGGUUCAGUAUCAACUUCAUUGGACUGUGUUUAUAUUCGCCUUCUCUUUUGAAUAUUUGAGCGCGUAUAUUUUAUAAAAUUAUUUUUAGCCUCCAAUUCAAGGAAUCAUUGCCCAGAGUUGGCCAUUUACCUGGAUGCAGAACUUCAGAUUGUCGAAAGCGAGUUGCUCUCUCUGCAGAAGGUGAUGGUUAAAUUGCAAUCAGAGAUGAAAGAGGCAAUGGACACUAAAGGUUAGUUUUCUCGUGUCUUUUUCUUUGCUUGGGGCAUUAUAGGGAACGAACGUAUUUGCUGACAUCGUGCAAGACAUCGAUACUAACAAUAAUUUAAUGAAAGCGGCAAACUUAAAUUUGCCCUGGCUACAAUUCGGCCCACAAUUCCACAGUUUACACCCGUAAUGUGGAUGAGGAACAUCAGGGUGGGGUUUCUACGGAUGAAAAUACAGAAAAAUCGACCAUUUUUUUGCAUAAAAGUCAUUUUCGAGGGCGACUCACUGAAAUCCCUGACCUCCUUUCAAAUGUUCCCCCUCGCCAAAUGGAAGACUGACUCUCCUCUCACCGCAUCUCUUUAAAUCUCUGAAACUAGUGUACUGGCCUUAGCUUUCUUCGAUCGCACUACGCUCCAAGAGAAGUUUUGCCUCGAUCUAAGAAGAGGUAAUCUUCCGGUCAUACCGAUCUCGGAAGAGGUAAUCAUCCGGUCAUACCUCUGCAGCAUAUGGCGGGUGAUGCAAGGGUAACUAAUUGGACACAAAUUCAAUACAGCCUUCUUUACCGCUUGUAGAUUGUGAGGCCGAGUUUGAAAGCUUAUCGCUUGACUGGUUGACGCUCAACAAGUUCCGUUCUGAACUUAACAAAAGGAAAAAAGACCUUAUUGUUCUGUAAGUACUUGUUUACGCUACAAAGCUGUUUUAAAAACAUGCGCACCAGUUUAGAACAAGUGAACAAGCCCAGCUAUGGGAUGGUAACUAAAGCUCAGCAACAAACACGAUUGAUUCGCCUGACUCUUACUGAGAUCGUGAGGCACACGAUCAAAUGUUCCUUUAUCAAAAUGAAUUUGUUAGCUCCGGUAUAUGUGAUCUCAAAUUCCAAGCAAUUUUUCCUUCAAUGUAUUUACAUUAUCACUGAGCGUUGACAGGAGCCCAUCGCGUUGAUAGGAGCCGUUGAUGAUUCACACUGUAUUUUCUACUUGAAAGUUUACUACGUUUAAUGUGCCUUAUUUUUCGUCCGUUUUGUAUUUAGUUCCAAACAAGAAAACCCGAACGAGUGUUUGAAGUUCUUACGUGAGGACCUGAAAUGCCUAGUUGAAGUCAAAAGUGAGACUCAGUUAUCUUUUUUUAAAGCUAUUCCGUGUUUGUAAUCGUUCUAUUUAGUAACGUAUCCCAAGCAAAUGUGUUUUCGCAAUCUUUGACCUGUCUUCCAUCAUGUGGUGAGUGAUGUUUUUCACGUUUUCUGCAGGUUGGAAGAAGACAAAAGAGCACAGAGCUCAGGUGAAGAAUGUCUUGGAUCUUAUCCUCAAGUUGGCCAACAUGGCCUGAAUGGAAAACUUUAUCAAAAGUAA
Molecule: messenger RNA, 3842 nt
Organism: Pocillopora meandrina
Lineage: Eukaryota; Metazoa; Cnidaria; Anthozoa; Scleractinia; Pocilloporidae
Source: the annotation of a GenBank genome assembly